AUGGCUCAAAUAUGCCACCUUCCUUGUUUUCGCAUGACUGUCCGGAAUCCAGGAGAACCACUCGGCUUAGUACAUGGUAACUCAAGCGCGGACGUGCAUGCUUUAGUCAUGCAACGGACACUUCAUAGUCUGACUACAUCUGAUAAGCCCCGGUGUCACAGCGCCUACAGCAUACCAUCGGGUUCCUCAACAGCCACAUGGUGUCUCCGCAAAAUCAAGUGGAGCCGUCGAAGAGUCGCAGCGGUGAAGAGAGGGAGAAGGGAAAAACAGCGGACAUGCUCGAGCACGUGA
Messenger RNA from Bipolaris zeicola 26-R-13, 291 nucleotides. RefSeq lists its product as uncharacterized. The transcript has a single exon. Lineage: Eukaryota; Fungi; Ascomycota; Dothideomycetes; Pleosporales; Pleosporaceae. The coding region runs from base 1 to 291 and encodes 96 amino acids. The record is from RefSeq and is a predicted model, not a curated record.